This is a messenger RNA of Symbiodinium necroappetens, 1113 nucleotides long. The record is from the annotation of a GenBank genome assembly. Lineage: Eukaryota; Dinophyceae; Suessiales; Symbiodiniaceae.
AUGGCUCGAUCCAUGGCCAGUGAGACGCAUUUCAGUGAUGACCAUGCUGCUGAUGGCUCCGGGAUGCCCAGCAGGAGUUGCACCGAUGUGCCCUGCCUAGUGGUCUUCUUGGGCUAUGUGGCCUGCAUGGUGGGAAUUAGCAUCUAUGCCUUCCAGACCGGACAACCGCAGAAGCUGACUCAUGGCUUUGAUUACAAGGGUCAGCUAUGUGGAGUGGACAAGGCCGUGGAGGAUAAGCCCAUGCUCUUCUGGUGCCCCAAAGGUAACAAGACCCUGCAUGGCCACCCAGCAGAUUUGGAUAUCAAACAUCCGGUUUGCAUGGCCGAAUGCCCGAGCCAAGAGCUCUUGUCUGUUCAUUGCUUCGACAACCCGAAAGCACAUGUGAAAGAUCUUGGCGGAUCAUUCCCGGAUGAGCAGAUCACCAUCCAAACGAGGACAGUGAGAAAGCACACAUACCCGUCACAGGCCUUUGCCGGCAUGUUCUGCGUGCCACGCUUUCACGAGAAGCAGGGGCACAUCCUCGGGGACGAGCCCCUGGUACAGGAGCUUCUCGAUAGCCAUGGACCCAUCGGAAACGGUUACUUCCGCACGGCCGCGGCUUUGGGGAGCUUGCGUCGCUCCUGGCAGUCGGUGGUGAUUGCGGUGCUACUUUCCGUAGUCUUCAGCUACACAUACCUCUUCGCACUCAGGUGUGCGCCCUAUGGGACCAGCAUAGCUAGCAUUGUGAUUGUGAUGGUCGCGAGUCUCACCCUCGGCAUCUAUUUCGUGCUCGCCAGCAAGCUAUCUGGGAGCUGGCUUACACAUUACCAGAACACCAACAGCCUUUACAAGAUUUUUGACACGGAGUACGCCCAGUGGGUCUCCUGGGUGCUAGGAAUGCUUCUCCUGUUCGCCUUCGGCUUCAUGGCUUGUGGCCUCGCGGCAAUCCGCCAGAGCAUCAAACAGGCGACAGGCUGUGUGCGGGUUGCUGCGGAGUGCGUCUUCAGCAUGCCAACGAUGAUGCUGACGCCUUGCUUCGAGGCAAUCUUCAAGCUCGUCCUGUGGUUUGCCCUCCUCAGCAGCCUAAUGUGGCUCUUGGCCACGGCAGAGGUGGUGCCGACCUCUCUUGACGAG